AUGCUGAACGGUCGUCUUUCGUUAAUGCGACGUUGCAUGGAAUACCGUGCUGACAUCACAUCGCCGGACUCGCCGUCGGUGGCCCGCACGGUGACCCGUAGCAAAGCUCGAUCUCGCCUGCGGUUUGACAGUGGUGCCUACUCUUCGUCUACUGAAUACGUAGAUUCGCCGGAUUCCGACUGUUAUCGGGAUAAUGAUGCCGAAGUUUUCGCUAGCAGUGUUGGGGGAAGCAACAAUACCGCGGAUUCUGACCUCAUCCAUGCAUUCGCCGGGAGGUGGAUCGUGUCAGACGAUUUCAUGUCGCCAUUGAGGCAGGUUGACAGGCGGCGACCUUCGCGGUCCGACGACAGUGGCCUGAAUGAUUGCAGUGUUAUUGAUGGAAGCAGUUCACCUGAUCGCUUUAAGGCGGGUUCUUCGUUUUCGUUUGUCCCCGUAUCAGAAGAAGUGUGCUCUUCGGUCAUGAAGUUGGAGAAUCCAGAGGGAGCUUUGGAAUUGGUGUUCGAUGGAUCUGCGAUUGCAUCGCUGGGUCAAACUGGUCUGAUUCCCAUUGGAUCUCCACAGACUGCAGCACUGGUCCGCAGGAGGAUCCCUAAACUUGGUCAAAAGUCCUCCGUUUCCGAUUUCAGCAUCAGCUACAAAAGUGAAAUGGGUGUCUGUGGAAACUUUCUCAUGGAGUCCGACGAGAACCUAUCCCCAGCUGCGUCGUCAUCGGCGUCGACUCUGCCUCCGCAAACACCGCCCGCCUUGCACCAUAUGAUGGACACCAAUCAGCUGACUCCAGUAAAGUUCUUCGGCUCACAGACUCCGUCGAAAGUACUACCGUUUUCGCCGACUCAGGUGCUAGCUUCUACGGAUGAAUUUUUUAACGGUAGCUUAGCGGCCCUCACUUCAACGCCUCUGCCGACGUCGGCAACGAGUGCCAGUCAUUUUCGAUACAAUGAUGAAUUGGUAGUUCACCACUGCGAAACACAAUCUCUUCGAAGGGCAGAAGACCUGCAGUCGUUGGACACUCCGAAGGAGUACACUUGCGAGGCGGCUGCAAGUCGCAAUGCUGAAUGGAAAGGUACCGGAGCAGACUCUUUGAAAGCGCUUCUUUUGAGAACACCGACUCCAUUCAAGAAAGCCUACGCAGCUGUCGAGAGAAGGGGAGGACGAAUAUAUGAAACGGAACUGUUGCGCAGUCCGCCUGACUUUGAGGACGUGCGUGAAAUUAUCUCGAAAGAUUUGUUCAUGGCGUCCAAUAAUCAUCGAAGGAAACGACACUAUCGUUUUAAAGCGAAAAGUUUUUGCAAUGCAGAAAAGCGCCAAGAGAAGAAAGCGGCGACGCCGAUGUGGUUGUGGUUCCCAAGUACUGGUCACGUUUGCGUGAUUCAGUGGGAACGCGGUGCUGCUCACCACCGACACGACGUGACCCACAAACCAGAUGCGCAUGAUCAUUGA
This is a messenger RNA of Soboliphyme baturini, 1440 nucleotides long. NCBI's taxonomy places the organism in Eukaryota, Metazoa, Nematoda, Enoplea, Dioctophymatida, Soboliphymatidae. The record is from the annotation of a GenBank genome assembly.